Etheostoma cragini (Arkansas darter) is the source of this 5537-nucleotide messenger RNA. It is a transcript of the gene gal3st4, whose product is annotated as galactose-3-O-sulfotransferase 4. The record is from RefSeq and is a predicted model, not a curated record. Bases 279 to 1811 code for a protein of 510 amino acids. Gene Ontology annotation, molecular function: galactosylceramide sulfotransferase activity. Gene Ontology annotation, biological process: glycolipid biosynthetic process. The transcript has 4 exons. Lineage: Eukaryota; Metazoa; Chordata; Actinopteri; Perciformes; Percidae. Gene Ontology annotation, cellular component: membrane.
UCGGUCCCGGUGUGUGUGUCGGCAGUCGGCAGAAUAAACGUUAGAGCGGUCUGUACCCAGACAGAGGGAAUUUGGUUAAAGCCUCGGUGAGGACUAAAGCAGUGUUCAGUAUCCUGCAGACCGACCCGGCCUCCGUGUGGGGCGCUGCGGCUCCGGCUCCAUGGCCUGAUCUGUACCGGGGGCGGACGGACCGGUUGCAGCUAAAGCCUUCGAGAUGCUCCGAGCUCUCUGCAGCUGCACAAUAACACCGUCACCGAAACCGGCCCGGGGACUCAGCUAUGAUUUUCAGACGGAGAGCCAGGAUGUUGCGGUGGCUGGUUUGUGGUCGUUUGGGUCCAGUAUGGAUGUGGAAGGCGCUGCUGCUCUUCGUGGCCAUUGGGUUUGCUGGCCAGCUGUUGGGGGUCAUCUUCAACAAGAGCAGUGUCCAGUCAGCUGGUCGCUCCAUCUUCUCUUCCCCCGAUGCCCAGGGGCCCUCUCUUGGCUCCUGUCAGCCCCACACCCACAUCAUGUUCCUCAAGACCCAUAAGACGGCCAGCAGCACCGUGCUCAACAUGCUGUACCGCUUCGGGGAUGAGCGUGACCUGCGUUUCGCCCUGCCACUGGGCUACCAGCUGGGCUACCCACUACCAUUCAACGCUCACAGGGUCAAAGGUUACAGAGGUCCUAGAGCCGUGGAGUUCCACAUCAUGGGCAAUCACAUGAGAUUUAAUAAGGCUGAGACAGAGAAGGUGAUGCCUGCAGACACCUUCUAUUUCUCUAUCAUCAGGGACCCAGUUGCUCUGGCUGAGUCCUCCUUUGCCUAUUAUAAAGAGGUUGCCCCUGCUUUUCGGAAAGCCAAAAGCUUGGGCGACUUUGCUGACGACCCUAAGAAAUACUACGACCCCCGCCUUCGCAACAACCACUACGCCCGGAACCUGUUGUUGUUCGACUUUGGCAUGGACCACAAUGCUAAUUUCUCUGUGGCACUGGCUCAGCGCGCCGAGGCCAUGAUCCGCCGCACUUUCAAGCUGAUUCUGGUGUCGGAGUACUUUGACCAGUCCAUGAUCCUGCUAAGACACGCCCUCUGCUGGCCACUGGACGCUGUCGUCUCAUUCAGCCUGAAUGCUCGGCAGCAGAAGCCCAGUGUCAUCGGGGGGAUGAGCGGGAGCUGGGUGGGCAAAGCGGCUGCGGCGGCCGGCGUUGGUGCUAGAGUGGUACGUUCCCAAGCCAAGAUGCUGACCAAUGUAACGGAAGAACAGCGGGAGAAGUUGCGGCAAUGGAACGCCCUGGACUGGCAUUUAUAUAAAUCCUUCAACCGAACCUUCUGGGACGAAAUCAAUAGGUUUGGUCACUCCCAGAUGGAGCAGGAAGUAGCUCUUCUCAGGAUGCGGCGGGAAGAUUUGGCUCGGGUUUGUCUCAGGGAUGGCGGAAAGCCUGUAGAGUCACACCGGAUCAGAGACAAAAACAUCCGCCCAUACCAGAGCGGAUUGGUGAAAAUUCUUGGCUACGAGCUCCAGCUGGGGCUGGACAACGCCACCAGGACGGCCUGUCUGAAGAUGAUCAGGCCUGAGAUCCAGUACAAGGACGUGCUGGAUGCUAAACAGUUCCCACGGGCUCUGCCGGCCCAACCCCAGCCAGGCCAACAGAACCCGGGCCUGAUGGUAGCAGCAGGUGGCUCUCUUUUAAGACAAGACUCGUCCAGGACAGGAGAGAGGCUGGUAGGGGGAGAGGCUGGGGGGAGGACAGUGGAGGAGGGGGAGAGGGACUGGGAUGGGAGUCGCUUAAUGAGGAGGAACCUGACUUUAUUACGAGGGCAAGAAAAAGGCAGAUGAGGUUGGAGGUGAGUCUCGUUCCCAAAUAUGGUACCUUUGGUCUUAGGACAUAUGGACUAAUGAAACUGAAAACUGAGCCAAGUGUGGUUUAUACAUGAGAAAACAAAAAGCUACUUCCUUUGUACUUCCACCUUUGGGUUGUUUGCUUGUUUUCUUAAAAACUUUCUUUGCUUUUACUUGGUGUCAUUCUCGUGGACUUGACCCUUGACUGCUGAGAGCCUGGGAUGCUUUCAUGGCAUGCGGUAACAAGUUGAAGAAAAGCGAAAGGGCCACUUUGUUUAUUUAGAGAAGCACUCUAAAAGUGUUGGCAGGCACAUUCUGCAAGGCUGUUUAUACCCUGUUCAUAUUAAUUUUUUUUUUAAGAGAUAUGAUGUUCACGUUGUCCUCAGUGCACAUGCUUGAAACUUCUUAACGUAAAGGUACAUUUAGCCCCAGUUUUUGCCUUUCAUGCUGUACCAUUACAUUAUGUCACUGAGCUAAGCACUUGUUUCCUCUUCAAGACUAUUUUAAAACCUUUUCCCAGAAUCCUCAAAGACUCUUUUUGCAAUCUGGCCAAAGAAACAUUCUGCUUGCUGCAUGAUACCUGUUUCCAAAGAAAUGUAUUAAUUUAUAUUAAUCAAAACAAAGACCGUAGCCGGAAAUGUCAUUUUUCCCUUCUCAAUGUAAAUUUACAAAUUUUAAUUAUUUAUUGUCAGUCCUACUUGUCUAUAUUGAUGCCAUAUUUUCCAUAUUACGCAUUUAUGUUGUAAAUGUAUCAUGUACAAAACAAGCAAGGAGAUAUGUUAUUUCCCUCUACCUGAGUAAGGAACCUUCCUAUGGAUAGAUUGUUUUUACAUUCAGGUUCUUUGUGACGAUUCUCAACGUUGUUAAACCACCUUCUGGGUUUUUCAAAGAUUGCUGGGUAUUUUUCAUAAAGCUGCAUGCUUAGCUCUGUGACUCUACAGUAAUACAUGAGAGGCACAAACUGGGGUUAACCUAUGUAUGCAACACUAAUUUUCCCUUGCUUAUAUGAUUUGUAAAGUCAGUAUAGGCUGGUAUUUGUUAAUGAACAAAAAGUAUUAGGAUCAUUUUCCUAUUUAUCUCUUGAAAAACACUUUCAGUAGUCAGUAUUGAGCCUGUGUAGAACCACUAAUGGAAACCGCUUCUUAAAUAUCCCUUCAUAGUACAAAAAGGGAAAACCGUCUGAGGCCUGUGCUUCUGCUCUGAACGCUUGAAUUUCAGCGGCCUGUAGGAGUCUGGUUAAUGUCAGCAUUUUGGCACAUUCCUCCCUUCGCUAUCUGCUGAUAUCCAUCUGUCGACACAUGCGAGAACAGUACCAUGGAGUUCCAUUCCUUUGUCUUAAUUUCAGGUAUUGAAUAUUAAAUAAUAAGUGUGGGCCAAACUACAUCUCAAGAGAGCUGCAUGUUAAAGAUGCACACCCUGAUUCUAUAUAAUUCACAAUAAAUCAAAUAAACUCCUCCAGAAUUCCUGCCAAGUAAACUUUGAAUAAUGGGCCUGCAGGUAUUCAGGGAAUUUUAGGUUGUUAGUGAAAACACAAAGUGAGAGUGUCAAAGUUUAGGACGAAAAAAACAAAUGUACGGCUAUUUUAAUGUCUAGAGUGCCAUGGUUGGCAUUGCAUAGCUUCUGUCGUGAUUGACAGGUCGGCGUGUAGCCACACCCCUAAAGCGUGCCCUGGUAUAACACCUAUUUUAAAAUAAAUGAAACCAAAAUUUACAAAAUUACCAUCUGUCUGUAUCGAAGACGACCUAAAAAUAGCAAUUGAGAGUACAAAUUCAAAAAAAUGAAGUCAAGGGUCCUUUUCUCAUAAGCUUCUAUAGAAAUUGACUUCUGAUAGAAUGCAGCUAUAAGGUACUUUCAGAUUGGCUUCACUUUUCAGGCUAGGAAGCCUGGUCCAAUCAUUUUUUACAGUCUGUGAUCACAUUACUGUUACAGCGCGGUCUUGGGACUUGUUGAUUGUCAUUGACUUGCUGCUCCAUUUAGAGUCAAAUGUUACAACAUACCUAGCGAAAAACCUAUAUCGAAAACAUCUUUACCUCUCUGUCAGGGAAAACCGUCCGAGGACAGGUUCUCACUUGUCUUGUGUCUUGUGCAUAUUGCCUACAGUCAAGUCAGAACAGAAUUCCCACGUUGUUACGUCAAUGUACAUGUGUGUGCUCGCUGUCAUCGCCUGACUGGUUUUCUAAACGGCUCUUGUCGAGAAGUCAAUGAAUACUAAAAACCGUGACCCUCACCUUGGCACAAAAUGUACUUGUAGUGUUUUCAACUGACAUUAGUGACUCUGUGGCAGCAGUGCCCCAGUCAGUGCACUCAGGGUAUGAGUCUUAGAACACUUGGCCAUCAGAUUGCAACCUCUUUUUUUGGUACCCGUCCUUUUAGAAGUUUCUGGAUUUUGUCGACUAUUUGUUCAGUGUUUCUGUUGUACCCCGCUGUAGCCAUCUCGCUCUGCAAUUGUUAACACAGUUUAUUCUCAAGUUCUGUGGAGGACCACAAUGUGAUCAAAGGAAAUCUUUGUCAACAUCUGUUAAAUUUAACAAAAGAUCAAUUUCUCCAUUUGUUCAUUUCUCUUUCAUUUUAUUUCUGCAAAAUCAGUCAUGUAUGCACCUGACAAACUAAACUGUUUGUAUUACAACCCUGUCCAACUCAAUUAAAUGUUAACAGGUAUGCACUGCUGUACAAUGUAUUACAGAUACAGUGUUGCCACGGAAGAUAUCAUAAUACUAUACUGUAUCAAUCCCCCCCCUCCCAACCCCUAAAGCUAAGCAUUUCAAAUCAAGUAAACCCUCGCUCUCUGCGAGUCGGCCCUUUAUAUAAGGCAUACGAAACAUAAAUAGAAACAUUUAUAGUUGAAUUUACAGAUUUAGGCAGUUCAUUGUGUCUGUAAUAGCAGUGGGCAGCCACUACUUGCAUUGACUAACCUAGUUGUCAUGUGGUGUGUCAAGGAAGCAGAGCAUAGAGAAAAACCAUGGCAGCACCGGCUGUGGGAAUUUCUGUGUAUAAGCAGUCAGAGCACUUCAAAGUGGCACAUGUGUCUGCUGUGGUUUCCACUUACUGCUGCCAGUCAAUGCAACACCACACAGUCUUUCCUGUGUUGAAAAACAGCAACGUGAACCAUUUAUUCACCAUGGUCUCAUUUGUGUAAAGUCAUGCAGUCAAGCAAUUUGAGAACAAUAUUUAUAGAUGGAUAUUUACCAGGUAUAGGUGGUCCAGGAAAGAAUUGAGCCCAAAAAAGAGCAAUGGCUAGCCAUCUCGUUAUUGCUUACAGUAGGUUUGUAUGCCAGAUCACAAUACUCAGUAUUGUUUAUUCACAUUUAGGCACUGUUCUCUUUUUUAGUGAAUAAUUGCAUGGACACCUAGCCUGUCAUGGAUCAUAUGUUACAGUUUAGAAGCUGCAGCUGAAAUAAGGAUUAGAGAGCUGAUAUCUGAAAGUAAUAUGCACCCUGUGACCAAUCACAAUUGAGAUUUCUCUAUGGCCAUAGAACCAGAGCGCAUUUAAGUCCCACCCCCUGCCGGAGGGGAAAACAACUCUCUUCUCCCCAUUGACUUUGUAUUGCCUGGAGGUGCCACCUCAAUUCCGUCUGCUAGCAAACAACAUAAAAAUGCCUAAAAGCUCAAGUGUGGUGCGAUACAAUACCAACAUAGUGAAUAACCCAUUUUUAUAAGCUGCCAAACCAAAAAACUGAGCUUUUAUGAAGACAAAAGUGGAUACAAACGUGAGGAAUCAGCAGG